Molecule: messenger RNA, 729 nt
Organism: Budorcas taxicolor (takin)
Lineage: Eukaryota; Metazoa; Chordata; Mammalia; Artiodactyla; Bovidae
Gene: PRSS58
Product: serine protease 58
Exons: 5
Coding region: 1-729 (242 amino acids)
Biological process (GO): proteolysis
Molecular function (GO): serine-type endopeptidase activity
Source: RefSeq, a predicted model, not a curated record
AUGAAUUUAAUCCUUCUGUGGGCUCUCUUGAACCUGCCUGUUGCUUUGACCUUUGAUCCAGACUACAAAGACGCCAUCACUCCCCCCUACUUGAUCUACUUGAAGUCUGAUUACUUGCCUUGUGUUGGAGUCCUGAUCCACCCUCUUUGGGUGAUCACAGCUGCACACUGUAACUUACUGAGGCUUCAGUUAGCACUGGGGGUUACAAAACCAUCCAAUAUAUAUGAAGAAAAAUAUAUACAAGUGGUUGGUUACGAGAAGAUGAUUCGUCACCCACAAUUUUCCAUCACUUCUAUUGAGCACAACCUCAUGUUAAUCAAGCUGCAAACCCAUAUUGCACUCAACGACUACGUGAAAAUGGUCAGCCUGCCCAGAGAGCCUGCUGCUGAAGACGAUAGGUGCACCGUCUCCACCUGGGCCUACAACCUGUGUGAUCUCUACAAGGACCCUGACUCACUGCAGAAUGUGAAUGUCUCUGUAAUCUCCAAAGGUGAGUGCCGCAGAGCCUAUAAAAACAUCCGCAUCAGAGACAAUAUGAUGUGCGUGGGCAUCGUGCCAGGAAGGAGGCUGCCCUGCAAGGAAGUCACAGCUGCCCCAGCGGUGUGCAAUGGGAUACUUCAAGGAAUCCUGACAUUUGCGGAUGGGUGUGUUUUGAGAGCUGAUGUGGGAAUCUAUACCAGGAUCAUUAACUACAUACCCUGGAUUGAAAAUACCAUCCGGAACAACUGA